CAAGCGGUCCAGCAUGUUGUUGAUAUCUGUGGGAUGUCUUCUGGUGGCCGGUGCCUUAGCCGGCACGGCGCAUCGGGUGGAUGACCAGCUAAUUGACGUGCAAGACCGCCACCAAGAAGGCGAAAAGCUUCGCCCAGAAGCUCGGAAGCUUCACCAAGCUCAGGAGCUGAUCCUGGGAGAAGGGAAGCUAAGUCCAAGGGCUAAAGAGCUGCAACAAGUUCAGGAGCUGCACAUGGAAACUUCGAUGCAGGAGCCAAGGAACGACACCGGCCCAACCCCACUCCCAGCUCGAGACGAACGGAUUUUGUACGUUCUGGCACCAGGUCUGUAUUACAUCACCUCGCCGCGUUACCCUUACCUGUACCCCAACUUCGUCGACAAACGAUGGCAUCUCUUCGGAGCUCAAGGCCAGACCAUCACCAUCGGCUGCAACGACUUUGACGUCGAGUACCACCACUACUGCCGCUACGACUUCCUGCGCAUCAACGGGGUGAAGUACUGCGGCAGCGACGUGGUGGAGGAUGUCACCAGUCCGGAGCUGAGGAUCCGGUUUUCCACCGAUUACAGCGUACGUAGGCGAGGGUUCUACUGUCUGAUUACCGUGCCGUCAGUCGGUGGGACCACGGGAACCACCGCUGGCACCACUGAAACUACGACUGACACCACUACCGACACCACUACCGACACCACCACAGACACCACCACUGACACCACUACCGACACCACUACCGACACCACCACUGACACCACUGCCAGCACCACAGACUCGCCCGCUGGUGACGAGUGCUGCGGUAUAGCCAACAGCAACGGAGUUAGGAUCGUAGGGGGCGCAGAAACUGAGGUCAACGAAUUUCCCUGGCAGGCGGCGCUGGUGUCCUUCGGCGGAAACAUGCCCUUUUGCGGAGGAACCAUCAUCAAUACACAGUGGAUUCUCUCCGCGGCUCACUGCACGGCCGGAGAGACCACAGCCUCAAUUCAGGUGCUGCUAAGGAAGCAUCAAACCAACAUCGAUGUUGAUCAACUCCGCAUCAACGUGGUACAGAUCAUACAACAUCCAUCCUACGACGCUGCGACGUACAGCUUCGACUUCUCCCUUCUUCGACUCCUCAUCCCCCUCGACUUCAGCACGUUGGAGAACAGGGUCGCGCCUGCUUGUCUACCUGCCGGAGGUGACUUCGUAGACGUGUCAGCUUUGACGAGCGGAUGGGGAACAACCUCGUCCGGAGGCUCGGAGCCUAACGCUCUUAACGCUGUCACAGUCGAUACCAUGUCCAACGCUGAAUGCACCGCUGAUCUGGGAGAAGGUCUGGUGGAUGACUCGAUGAUCUGUGCGGAUGUGGAUGAGGGUGGUAGGGAUGCCUGCCAGGGUGACAGCGGCGGCCCGCUGGUGACCGAGGUGGGUGGGAGAUAUACGCUGAUCGGUGUGGUGUCGUGGGGUUUCGGCUGCGCUGAUCAGGGUCAGCCGGGCGUCUACGGACGGGUCGCUGCUGUGUCUGAUUGGAUAUCAGAGAAUACGGCUGGAACCAGCCUCUGCUAAGGCAUGGACUGCUAGUCCUAACCACAGCGAGCUCAUCUCUGCUGAGUCCUGACCAAACCAUUAACCAGCUGAGUCCUGACCAAGGCUGAUGCUAAUGUCUGCUGAUAACUGGCAACAGCUAUCUGAUUUCUGACCCAGACUGAACUUAAGACCUGGAGAUACGGAAUGCUACCUUGUCGGUGGUGGUGAUCCUGCAUUUUGACCGCGACCUCCAAUGCUCUAAAGGUGGUAGGUAUAUGCUGUGUUUUCUACACUGUCCGAUGAAUUCUAAUGUAACUUUCUAUCGGUGUUUUGACAAGCAACGCCAGUUUUGUUGGUUUAACUUAACCUCUGGUGUCUUAUCUAUCAUGUAUCGGCGGUGAAAAUAAAUGUUAUUUCUCUGC
Molecule: messenger RNA, 1920 nt
Organism: Amphibalanus amphitrite
Lineage: Eukaryota; Metazoa; Arthropoda; Thecostraca; Balanomorpha; Balanidae
Product: coagulation factor IX-like
Exons: 1
Coding region: 14-1537 (507 amino acids)
Biological process (GO): proteolysis
Molecular function (GO): serine-type endopeptidase activity
Source: RefSeq, a predicted model, not a curated record